AUGGCCGACUUCGACAACUUCGAUGGUGUCGAAACUCAGGAUGAGUUGGAAAUUAUCAAACAUCACGUCAAUUUUGAACCUCCAUCUCCUCGGCCUGGUCAGGAAUGGCUAAGCUAUCCAGAGUUGCCUACUAGCCGCGAUCUUAAUCCCGACUGGGACGACCCUCAGCAGUUCGCAGAGAUCUGCCAUCUCUUGCCAAACACCUGGGAAGUACCCUGGAAGAGCAAGAAUACUUACCUAGAGACCCACUAUCGCCUCCAGAGAGAGGAGGCCAUUACUAUGCUGCGGCAUUCCAUCGACAAAUUCAAGAAGGAUCUAUCUAUGAAAGAUGAUCAAGAAACGUGUAUUUACACCAAAGUCUUCGUCAGAGGAUAUCUUAUGACUCGCCUCGGCCCUAUGUGCCAAGUUCAAUUCUCCGCAAAGAGAUCCGGCAAGAAGAUUCGUUGGGCUCAAUCCCACCGCCUCACUGUGGGAACUCUCGUAGCAAUUUCGACGGCGAAAGAUUGUUUUUCUACUAUCUGUAUGCCCGCGAUCAUCUCCGACCGUCGUAUCCGAGAUGGCCUCGACCAGAAUCCGCCGACGGUCCACUUCCAAUGGGCUAACCUCGACGACGCCGUUAUUGAUCCCGAUGAGGAACUCGUAAUGAUCGAGACUCGCUUUGGUUACUUCGAGGCUGUCCGCCACAGCAUGGUCGGCCUCCAACAUGUCGCCAACACCGAUACUCCGCUGGACAAAUACCUGGUCCAGGCGGAUAAAUGUGAUCUUACCGCACAAUAUGUCGAAGAAGAUCCCGAAAUGGACAUUCGCUCAUUGGUCCACCACGUCCCGGACGCUUCCUCCAUGACUGCUGCCCAAGUAGAAGAGGCGAGGGCGAAGGUCCGCGAGUCUGUUAAGAGCUAUUCCAUCGUUGAUGGUUUCGACAAUCAGCUCUCACGGUAUACCAAUUUGGACAACUCCCAACUUAGCGCUGUACAUCGCAUCCUCACCAAAGAGCUUGCCAUUGUCCAGGGUCCUCCGGGAACCGGAAAGACAUUUACUUCGGUGCAGGCUCUACAGAUUCUCCUCGAAAGCCAGAAGAGGGGUAGCAAUGUCAUCAUUGUCGCGGCCCAGACGAACCACGCUGUCGAUCAAAUCCUGCUCCAAUUGAUCAGGCUUGGAUUUAAGGCAGUCCGGCUCGGCGGUCGCACUCAGAAUGAGGAAAUCAAACGCUACAGUAUGUACAACCUUCGCCGACGUAUUGGUGCUUCGUGGAACCAGAGAGCAGAUCGGGACUUCAAGACUUUCGAAUCUGCCCGCAAGAAGAACGUCACAACGCUAGAACAAGCUAUAGAUGACAUUUUCCCUGGUGAUCUAAUCAACCCCGAAAUUCUUAAAUCGAUGGGUAUUAUAUCUCAGAGUCAGCUUGAGUCACUCCGAGAUGACCUAGAUUGGAUCGACGCGUCAUCGCUAACAGACCAGACUGAGCUUUCAUUGACGGAGUGGCUGGGGGACCAGAUCAUACAGGCGGUGCGAAAGGAAGAGAAGGACCCCGAUUUUGAAGCUACCGAAGAAGAUGAAGAAAGCUUGUAUUUGGAUGGAGAAGAGAACGACGUGGACCUGGAUGAUUGUAUUGUCGACGAGGAUGAAGCGGGUGGUCGGGUAGAUGGCAAAUUUUUGCCAAUCGGACAUAUAUUAACAGGCGCAAACCCUCAAAACCACACCGAAGGCGACGCCAUCAUAGAUUACGAGCUUCAAAAGUCAAAUCUUUGGGAUAUUGAGCCUAAGUAUCGCGGUGCAGUAUACCAGUAUUGGCAGAGACAACUGUUAUCGUCAUAUCGCAAGUCGGUUUGCCACAUCCUCGCCGAUAAUACACGCAUCGCCAAGAACCUCAAGGUGAACCGCUGGUACAAAGACACCAAAUGCAUCAAAUCCCAGAGGGUCGAAAUUAUCGGGUGCACUACCACAGGUCUCUGCAAGUAUCGAGGUUUGCUAGCAGCUCUGCAGCCACGAACCAUGUUGAUCGAGGAGGCUGCCGAAACUCGCGAAGCCAACAUUCUUUCGGCUCUAUACGGGUCGCUCCAGCAGCUCAUCCUCGUUGGUGAUCAUCAGCAACUAGCUCCGCAUUGCGAUACACCCGACCUAGCGAAGGCCCCGUACUACAUGCGAGUGUCCAUGUUCGAACGUCUCGUCCAUCUCAAGAUGCCCUUUACCUUCCUGAACAUGCAGCGCAGAAUGAUCCCCGAGCUGCGUGAAUUGUUGAAUCCCUUCUAUCCUUCUUUACAGGACCAUCCCGUGGUAAUCAAGAAAGACUCUCGCCCUCCCAUUCCUGGUAUGCAGUUCCCUUCCUUCUUCUUCCACCAUCAUUGGACCGAUAGCCUAGACGAGAAUAUGAGCCGGUACAAUAUCUUGGAAGCGGAAAUGAUAGUUCAGUUCAUCAACUAUCUUUUACAGAACGGAGUUCCUGCAAGUCAAAUCACGGUUUUGACAUUUUACCGGGGACAGAAGAAGAAAAUCCAGGCCCAAAUCAAAAGCAAAUUAAAGCAAUGGGCGCCCUUCACGAACGUUUUCACGGUAGAUUCUUACCAAGGAGAGGAGAAUGAUAUUGUCAUCCUUUCGCUAGUAAGAAGUCAAGGUAAAGAUGGACCACACAGAGCCGGCUUCCUCCAGGACCCGAAUCGCGGUGUCGUUUCUAUUAGCCGUGCCCGAUGCGGUUUCUAUAUUUUCGGCAAUAUGGAUAAUUUACUGUAUGCCAGCGACGAAUCGUACGAAAUGUGGGGACCGGUACAAGAAGUCUUCCUCCGACAGGGACGCUUCGGUGGUGAUCAACGUCUACCAAUCUCGUGUCAGAACCAUGGAAAGACGACAUGGAUGUCGCACCCAGAAGAAUGGAUUAACUGCCACGGCGGCUGUGACCAGAAGUGUCCAGAAACAUUAAGCUGCCGCCAUGCAUGCAAGCUUCAAUGCCACUGGAUAUCUCAUGAUAGACUCAUCUGCCGCGAGCCGUGCGAACGACCAAUCCCCUGUGGCCAUCGAUGCCAACAGGUCUGUGGCGAGAAGUGCGAAUGUAACUGUCCGGAUUUUCGUGGCGCAUAUCCCCACGACGAGUUCCAAGAUGAAGAAACGGCACUUGGGAGCGACGAGAUCACUCUGAAUUAUGACCAAAAUCGGGUUGCACCAUUCGUAGACCGAACUCGAUACCGUGGAGAUUCAGCAAUGAGCAGUAGGGGCGGCCGAAGGGGUUCCGGUAGAUUGCCACGGAACUAUAGACCCGGAUUUGGGUAUGGUGAUGGGGUGACUAGAGAGCCCACUCAAAGUUCUACAGGUUCAAAUUUUGUGUAUUCGGGUAACGGCCUAAGUUAUGCCUGGGCUACCUUCAAUGCUCGCUUGGACGACGCGCAGAAGUUAAUGGAUGCCCAGGCACAGGCAGCUCCAAUGAAAAGUCCGGGCCAGGUUCGCAGCAGAACGGCUCUAGAGAUACAGGACACCUUUCGACCUGUUACACUAGAUCACGGAAUGCGUAACAUUGGGCAGAGCUCCACUUCAAAGGCAGUGUCGCCGCCCAAGGAAGACGACAACCUUAACCUCGCCGAUAAGACAGAUAUAGGAAAGGUGGCUCUAGCAACGCGUUCGCUUGCUAUUAGUCACGAUUCCGUAGGAACGAGGGGCCCUGAGGACGCUACGAGGAAUGCUGGUUAUAGUUUUGUAUCCCAUACUCUAACCGAACAUGGUCGAGGCGUUCCCGGACACUCGGGUUCCCUAAGACUUAACGAAACCACGACAGCGACUUCAUCGCUAGAUGCAGGACUGCAUACGACCGCGUCUAGUUUGAUAUCUCAACCGCGUUCUCCAAUCGCCGCGUAUGACCACGCCCCGGAAGCACGCCCAGCUAAUGGGCCGGAAUGGGAACUUGCGAGUACGGUCAGUGGAACCUACGCCAUGAAUGAAGACGAUGAGGUCCGAAAAGCCGACAAGGUUAAUAUCAAGGCCGACAAUGAUAAGGGACAGGACGACUUAAUGAGCUUCGAGUAG
Hypoxylon trugodes is the source of this 4008-nucleotide messenger RNA. Its product is annotated as P-loop containing nucleoside triphosphate hydrolase protein. Gene Ontology annotation, molecular function: helicase activity. The transcript has 4 exons. Gene Ontology annotation, biological process: regulatory ncRNA-mediated heterochromatin formation. Lineage: Eukaryota; Fungi; Ascomycota; Sordariomycetes; Xylariales; Hypoxylaceae. The record is from RefSeq and is a predicted model, not a curated record. Gene Ontology annotation, cellular component: nuclear RNA-directed RNA polymerase complex. The coding region runs from base 1 to 4008 and encodes 1335 amino acids.